Alligator mississippiensis (American alligator) is the source of this 1507-nucleotide messenger RNA. Its product is annotated as fetuin-B-like. Bases 111 to 1262 code for a protein of 383 amino acids. The record is from RefSeq and is a predicted model, not a curated record. The transcript is spliced from 8 exons. Gene Ontology annotation, cellular component: extracellular region. Gene Ontology annotation, biological process: negative regulation of endopeptidase activity. Gene Ontology annotation, molecular function: cysteine-type endopeptidase inhibitor activity. Lineage: Eukaryota; Metazoa; Chordata; Crocodylia; Alligatoridae.
UUUUGAUACUAAAGCAAAGUUAGCACAGGGUACUUUGCGAUGCACGUGAAACAAACAUCAUUGGAGAUCAUUUCAGGAUUUUAUGGUGUUCCACGAUACUUUUCAACAUUAUGAAGGUGAUCCUGCUACUAGCAUGCGUGUGGAUGGUAGACGGCGGGACCCCAUUACUUCCAUUGCAUCCAGUUCCCUGUAAUGCAAGAAUUGCUGAGAAAACAGCGCGCUUGGCUAUUAGUUAUAUAAAUGAAGAUCGAACUGAGGGUUACAAACUCAGCUUAAACAGAAUCAAUAGAGUGUUUGGGAGCCACCAGGGGGCUGCAGGAAAAGUUUACUACCUGGAUCUGGAUGUGCUGGAAACCAAAUGUUACAUUAGAAGUGCUUUACCUUGGGAGGAUUGUGACAUCCGUCCUUUUGUGGAAACAAAGGUGUCUGGGACUUGCCGUGCUAUAGUACACAUCAAGCCUGAUGUCUCCGCUAUAACUUGUGGUUACAACUGCAGCUUAGCUCCAGAUGCUAAGGAGAAUAUCACCAGUAUCUGUCCGGAGUGCCUCACAUUUAUCACUCCAGACAGCCGGGAAUCAAUGAAGGCUGUGAAUCUGACUCUUAACAAAUUCAACAAAGAAAGCGAUGAGUCCCGCUACUUUGCUGCAGCAAAAGUCAUCAGAGCCCUAAGUUCGACUUUGACUCAGCCCGGCCAGGAUUAUCACGUAGAAUUCACCAUCGAAGAGACUGACUGCAUCAAAGGCCGUGACGGCAUUGGGAGAAGCUGCACAUUUAAGUCUCCUGAAACAGCUCGGACAGGUUUCUGCGUUGGUGAUGUCUAUAUAAAGGACGGCGCUGAUGUUGAGGCCUCUUGCGAACUCUAUGAUCCAAAGGGUCCAAAUGAUGCUCCCCAGGGUAAUGCCAGUGGUGGCUCUUUGGAUGCCACACCAGAUCCUACAUGUGCUCCUGGCAGCCCAGAGCAGACCACACAAACUCAGAAGCCAACUGGUGAUCACCGACUGAAUGUCAAGCCACAUCGUCGCCCAGUGUUUGGGCGAAGGGAAUCAUCCUCAGAAUCGGAGUCCUCCGAGGAGAGAAGAAUAACCUUUGUUCACACAAGAGUUUCCAGAAAACAUCCUCAGCACACCAGCCCUGCUCUCCAGCCUUCGCCGCAUUCAACAAGCAACUCCAAGGUACCAUCCGCAGCCUUUUUAGAGUCCUUUCCUGAGCUCCCGCCUCAUCAGCCAACCUGUCCAGGUAGAGCCAUUCACAUCACCUUAUAGGAAAUGGCAACACUAACAGAUGCCCCAGUACAAGUCUAAUUGAGCCCACCUUUAACAGUGUAUAAAUAAACUGUGCUGAUUUAUGUGUCUGUAUAUUUGAGUGCUGGCUUGACACUGGAGUCCUCUCCAUCUGCACACAGCAGGGACAGCUGUUCCCAGUGGCCCUAGCUCCAGGUAUAUCACAACUGCCAAACGUGUUGACAUGGGCCUUUUCCAUUCAUCUUGCAGCAUUUAUUAGACCCAUC